UGAGUGCCACGCCUCCUCGCCCAACCCGGACUGGGGGGUCACCAUGGGCAGCAAGAUGGCGGCCGCCAGUCGGGUCGUCCAGGCAGUAAAGCCACAUACACCUUUGAUUAAGUUUCCAGAUAGAACAACUGUUCCCAAACCUAAAAGUCAUUCAGUGCAGGAAUCUCUGGAGUCAAGGGUUCCGCCACUCCACCCUUCAACCUCACAACAGUUUGCCAGAGGUGGGCUGCCGACCUAUCAAAAUAUUGCAUCCAUUAGUAGAGCGCAAGGCACGCCAGACACUGCAGAACUAUUACGAACAUUACCUACAAAAUACCGGCGGAAACCAAUGUCAGUUGAAGAGAUGGAUUACAUUCAACGUGGAGGUCCGGAAUAACACAGACGACCACACUGUUAUAGCUACUGCUGAGCAACCAGUUAUUGUAUUCACAAUAAAGGCCUUCAUAAGUCUUUGAAUGUUACGUCUGUAGGCAAACAGCUUUGUUAAAAGCCUGUUAUGAGGGAUGAAAAGGUAAAUGCAUCCCAAAUAUGGCCCAAAUAAGAAGACAGAUCUGGUUGAAUAUAAUGCCACUUUAUAAUACCAUACUAUUAAAGUUUACUAUAUAUUAACAGUAUAAUGGUUAAUAUCUCUUUGCUGACACUGAUGCAGUAAGCAAGAAUCCAGGGUCUCUGAUAGCAAAAUUUCUUCUGCAUCUCAGCACAUUGCCAGUUUUGAUGUUACCUCUUUUUGUGUAAUGCCUGGCUAUAGAAAGUGAGGCUUUACCUCUGUUCUUCAUAAGAGCUUUUUAAAAAAAGUCUUGAGAUUGGGGAUGACAUUAAGGCCUUGUCAAUGUUAGUGGCUUUAUUGGAUUUAUUAAAUUUUGUUACAAGUACA
Molecule: messenger RNA, 874 nt
Organism: Eublepharis macularius
Lineage: Eukaryota; Metazoa; Chordata; Lepidosauria; Squamata; Eublepharidae
Gene: KGD4
Product: mitochondrial ribosomal protein S36
Exons: 4
Coding region: 44-376 (110 amino acids)
Biological process (GO): 2-oxoglutarate metabolic process
Source: RefSeq, a predicted model, not a curated record